Branchiostoma floridae (Florida lancelet) is the source of this 1776-nucleotide messenger RNA. RefSeq names its product alpha-2,8-sialyltransferase 8B-like. Gene Ontology annotation, molecular function: alpha-N-acetylneuraminate alpha-2,8-sialyltransferase activity. NCBI's taxonomy places the organism in Eukaryota, Metazoa, Chordata, Leptocardii, Amphioxiformes, Branchiostomatidae. The record is from RefSeq and is a predicted model, not a curated record. Gene Ontology annotation, biological process: N-glycan processing; oligosaccharide metabolic process. The transcript has 4 exons. The coding region runs from base 349 to 1464 and encodes 371 amino acids.
GUCUACCCGCUGACGUGCAGCAGUAACUCUACUCGCCGGUAGGGGCAUUCCCCACAUAGUUGUCAGACGGGUCGACCUGCUAUUUUAAUGAACUGUUAAUUGGUGGACCUAGAUAAGUGUCAGUUACGUCUUGGGAGGACCGCACGCACAUGUCAACACAAGAUCUAAGGUUCCAGAAGCAUUGAAGCACAAGAAGUGGUGUGACCCAUCAAUAGAUCGAAGUAAGUGUCGUAGAAAGUAGGACAUAGCAACACUCCAGGUCUGAGUGGUCGGGACAACGAAAAUGACAGUCGGCAUGCCGCACCAAGCCUGCUGGACACACUUCCAUCUGUUUCGAAGCCUUUGGCUAUGACUGCACCUUUUGUGGGUUGGAGAAAAACAAUGUUCGGCCGGAGAUUACUUCGGUCGCUUUUCUACGCCAUUCUCCUUUUCGGCAUAUCCUUAAUUGGUCUCGGCUUGGUGUUCGCGUACAACCACACCCGGACAUGGCGACUCGACUCUUUGCAGGUACUUCGUGAGUACCACGGGGUAGUGACGGUGCGCAGGCAGGGCCUGAACCUGACCAGACAUGAACUCAGUCUGACGUAUGACAUUAACCAAACUGUGACAAAGGAGUGGCACUUCAACAUGACGAAUGUCAUGAGAAUACGAAAUAUCACUCAGAAAUAUUUUGACCCAAAACGUCACGUUAUCUACUACUCGGACUAUAACGUCCUCAUGAGGAAAUGUCAACCGCAGUACUUCACACUUCUCAAAGACAGGAGCAGGCGAAUGCCCUGCAACAUUGUACGCACUCCCAUCAAGCACUAUCGGACAUGCGCAGUGGUGGGUAACGGCGGUAUACUUCUCGAUAGCGGCUGUGGUGCUGAGAUAGACGCUCACGAGUUCGUCAUCCGUUCCAACUUGCCGCCAGUCUCACCGUACAGAACGGACGUCGGCAGCAGGACUGACCUGACCACCGUGAAUGAAAAAGUCCUUUCACAGGUCUACAGGGACCUCCUGUCUAAGAACGCGACACUUAAGAAAGCCAUGCUGGAUCGUCUUGGCGAGACCCCUGGAAUGGUCUUGAGCUACACGCUGUACUUCAUUCGGUCUAAGGCGGCAAAGAAGAUGAAGUCUAUAGACAAAGUCAUCCAAAAGAAUAAAUUAACGGCAGUGGUUGCUUUCCCGUACAAGUCAUUCCUACGGAGCAAAGGAGUGUACCAGGAGCUUGUGGGGGAAGAGUGGAACUUCGCCUCAACAGGCCUGAACACCUUCGCCCUGGCCUCCACCUUCUGUGAUAAGAUCUCCAUGUACGGUUUCUACCCCAUGUCUACCUACCAGAACAAAGCCGUUCCCUACCACUACUACGACAGUCGUAUUCCUAGCGCAAGACACGAAUUCGACAACGAGUUCAAGCUGUUAAGGAAUUUUCACGCUCAGGGAAUCAUUAGACACGUAAUUGGAAAAUGUAACAUCGACUGAGAACAUUUAUUGAUAGCAGACGUAGACAGAACCCAACUGAAAAUAACCAUGAUGUGCUUCAAGCCAAAUAAAAAGUUAAUUCCAUAUAUAUAUCGACUGGGUAAGUUAUCGACUUACGCAGGCUACCUCAAAUCAAAGAGAAAGUGUAAGUAUUGUGCGACUCACUGCGCAAAUCGUCGGAAAGAUAACAACAGAAAAGACCUGUAUCUUGUUAUGACAAACCAGACAAAAACAAGGAGAACGAGACGGAAAAACGCUACACAUGUUAGGAACAUAACGUUAUUUGCGUGACAUUAAAUAUUUUAAAUCCAA